UCGCCCGCGCAGUAGAUCCAAAAAAAAUAAAAUGAGAUUGACACAGUUGAUAAAAUUUGUAUAUUUUGUAAAAUAUGUGAUAUAAACGAAACUUGUUAGUUAAAAUGCAAGCAAAAAAGCGCUAUUUACUCUUAUUCGUGUCAUGUGCGUUUCUAGCGUAUUGGUAUUUUGGUGGUUACCGCUUGAAAAGCAGCAAGAUUAUAAUGGACGAUCAUUUGCCUGUGUUUGUUAAUUUAGAUCAAGUUUAUACAGGAAGUAUCCAAAGGCAGCGUGAAAUUUCGCCAAUCAGUAACAAUAAAUUGUGUAGCAUGGAAAACUGUUUUGAUUUCGGUAGAUGUCAACGAGGUUUUCGAGUGUACGUGUAUCCUCCUAAUGAUAAUAGUACGCCUAGUCCGUCCUACCAAAAACUGCUCAAUGUUUUAAUGGAAUCGCGAUAUUACACUGCCGACCCUAGACUAGCUUGCUUAUUUGUUCUAAGCAUAGACACUCUUGACAGAGACCGCCUCAGUGCUGACUAUGUCAGGAACAUGCAGUCGCGUUUGCAGCAUUUGCCACAUUGGAACAAUGGCCUCAAUCACGUCAUUUUCAACUUGUACUCAGGCACUUGGCCUAACUACACCGAAAACAAUCUUGAUUUCGAUUACGGAAUGGCCAUUCUCGCAAAAGCGAGCAUGUCAGAGAGUCACAUGAGGACAGGCUUUGACAUUAGCAUUCCCUUAUUUCACAAAGUCCACCCUGAGAAAGGGGGCGAAGCUGGAUCAGUACUAGCCAACAGUUUGCCCCUACAAAAGAACUACUUACUGGCUUUUAAAGGAAAAAGAUAUGUGCAUGGAAUUGGCUCAGAUACAAGAAAUUCCUUGUAUCACUUACACAACAGAAAAGAUAUGAUUAUGGUCACGACAUGCCGCCAUGGCAAAAGCUGGAAGGAUAUGAAAGACGAACGCUGUGACCAAGAUAACAAAGAAUAUGACAAAUACGACUAUGAAGUCUUACUACAAAAUUCCACGUUUUGUUUGGUUCCUAGAGGGAGGCGAUUGGGGUCGUUUAGAUUUUUAGAAGCUUUACAAGCUGGUUGUAUACCAGUCUUAUUGUCAAAUGGUUGGGCUUUGCCAUUUGCUCAAAAAAUUGAUUGGAGUAAAGCUGCUAUAUGGGCCGAUGAAAGACUACUCCUUCAAGUACCUUACGUAGUACGUUCAUUAUCACCAUCAAAAAUUCUACAAUUACGUCAACAAACACAAGUUUUGUGGGAUAGGUAUUUUUCGUCAAUUGAAAAAAUUGUCUACACAACGUUAGAAAUCAUACGUGAGCGUUUACCUUAUGAACCAUUUAGAGAUGCCACUGUUUGGAAUACACUACCUGGGGCUUUAGUUACGUUGCCAAGUUUUUCGGAUCACCCGAAAAGUUUUCCAUUCCAGAUAGAAUAUAGUGAUGUUGAUGGCUUCACUGCUAUUAUUUAUUGCCAACUAGGACUGCCGCUAACACCAUCAGCCCCCCUAUACAGGCUUGUUACUAAUAUCGCUCGAAGUAAAUAUGUCUCAAAAAUAAUCGUAGUGUGGUCGAAUGAUAAGCGUCCCCCCAGCAAGUCGCGCUGGCCUUUAUUACCCCACAAUAUCAGUUUGCACGUGAUUCAACCUGAAGGUGAGCCUACGAAGCCCAGCAUUUCACAGCGGUUUUAUCCACACCCCCAAAUCGACACGGCAGCUGUGCUAUCACUAGACGAAGAUUCUGUUCUUACAACUGACGAAGUGGAUUUUGCUUACAUCGUUUGGAAGAAAUUCCCGGAUCGGGUCGUGGGAUACCCUGCAAGGUCCCAUUAUUGGGACGACUCGAAAUCAACAUGGGGCUACACCUCAAAAUGGACAAAUGAUUAUUCUAUUGUUUUAACAGGGGCAGCUUUCUAUCAUCGUUAUUACAAUGUUUUGUAUACAGAAUGGUUGAGUCCGCUCUUGCACAAGACUGUGGAGCAGAGCCAGAAUUGCGAGGACAUUUUGAUGAAUUUUUUGGUCAGUCAUGUGACGCGACGGCCGCCUAUCAAAGUGACGCAACGGAAACAGUACAAAGAACAACCGACUAUCGGAAGUUGGUCGCCGUGGAAUGAUCCUGAUCAUUUUAUCCAAAGACAGACUUGCCUGAAUACCUUUGCUGCAGUGUUUGGUUAUAUGCCAUUACUUCGAUCCAAUCUGCGAUUGGAUCCAGUGUUAUUUAAAGAUACUGUUGCUAAUAAAAGGAAAAAGUACAGAAAAAUUGAAUUGGUGGGCAGUUAGUCCACGUUUUUGUUGUCUUUUUAACGAUUGCUUAAUUCUGUACUUUCCCGAUAUUCGGAAACGUAUACUUUAUAUCCAUGUAUCUUCAUGUUUUUACGUGCAAUGUUUUAUUUUUAUCUUGAUCAAAUUUCAAUGCAUAUCCUAUUAUCAGUGCUGAAACUUAAAACUUCUUUUAUAUUUUUACAAAUACGUUUUUAUAUAAAAAACAAUAUCUUAAGGUAUAGGGUUAUAUACUGUAGUUAAAACUAAAUAUUGUUUUUAUCAGUUAAUAUUUUAUAAUCAAAUGAUUCAUUUUAUACAUCGUGACUUUGUAAAAUUCGAUCAGUUACAAAAAAAUAUAUUCCACAAAUAAAAAUAUUAAAACUA
Tribolium madens (black flour beetle) is the source of this 2630-nucleotide messenger RNA. It is a transcript of the gene ttv, whose product is annotated as exostosin-1. The transcript has 4 exons. The coding region runs from base 105 to 2264 and encodes 719 amino acids. The record is from RefSeq and is a predicted model, not a curated record. Gene Ontology annotation, cellular component: membrane. NCBI's taxonomy places the organism in Eukaryota, Metazoa, Arthropoda, Insecta, Coleoptera, Tenebrionidae. Gene Ontology annotation, molecular function: glycosyltransferase activity.